Molecule: messenger RNA, 2257 nt
Organism: Striga asiatica
Lineage: Eukaryota; Viridiplantae; Streptophyta; Magnoliopsida; Lamiales; Orobanchaceae
Source: the annotation of a GenBank genome assembly
AUGGCAGAGCCCAAAACCAAAUACGAUCGUCAGCUCAGAUACAACAACAUUACCUCGCUUCUCAGAAGCCUCCUCCUGCACUUUCUGCAAAAGAAGAAAAAACCGCUCGCAAUCUCCCCACAAGGACAAGCAGCCCUCGAGAAAUCAAGCAUCUGCUUAUUGAACUGUGGCCCCACCGGCUCAGAAACACUAAAAAAUCUGGUUCUUGGCGGUGUUGGAAGUAUUACUGUUGUUGACGGCUCUAAAGUUGAACUGGGAGACCUUGGGAAUAAUUUCAUGGUGGAUGAAUCAAGUGUCGGCAAAUCCAAGGCGAAAACUGUGUGCGCUUUUCUAGAGGAGCUGAAUGCUGCAGUGAAGGCCAAAUAUAUUGAAGAAUAUCCCGAAAAGCUCAUCGAAUCCAACCAUUCGUUCUUUCAUCAGUUUACAUUGGUAGUUGCCUCGCAGAUGUCUGUUGGUGGAUUUGCCCUACAAGUCAUUCUGAUAGCAUUCUUAAAUCUUGUUGAACAUUCGAUGGUGAAGCUGGACAGAAUAUGCCGUGCUGCAAAUGUAAUGCUUGUAUUCGCACGCUCUUAUGGGCUUACUGGUUUGGUUCGGAUCAGUGUGAAGGAACAUGCAGUGAUUGAAUCGAAGCCUGAUCAUUUUCUGGAUGAUCUGCGGCUCAAUAACCCAUGGCCAGAACUCAGAAGAUUUUCAGAAACUAUAGAUUUGGAUACAUCCGAUCCUGUUGUUCAUAAACACACUCCAUAUGUUAGAAUUCUCAUUAAGGUGGCAGAUGAGUGGGCCAAAACGCAUAAUGGAAACCUUCCAUCAACAAGGGAGGAGAAAAAAAUAUUUAAGGAUUUAAUCAAGGCCAAGAUGAUUGCAUCUGAUGAAGACAACUACAAAGAAGCCAUUGAAGCUUCCUUCAAAGUAUUUGCUCCAAAAGGAAUUAUGAUAGCUGUUCUGAAGUCAACACUCACAAUUUUCUCAUCUCAGGAAUUUAUAGCUAAUGAAGGUAGUGGAGAGGCUUCUCUGGAGGGAGCAAUCCCCGACAUGACAUCUUCUACAGAGUUAUAUGACAACCUGCAAAAGAUAUAUCAGGCUAAGGCUGAGGCUGAUUUUCAUGUUAUGGAGACAUACACAAAGAAACUAUUAAAGAAAAUUGGAAGAGAUCCACAUAGCAUCCCAAACACGACCAUAAAAAGUUUCUGCAAAAAUGCUCGAAAGCUUAAGGAUCACAUUACUUUCAAUGUCCUGUAUGCGGGCCCUGUGCCCCUCAUGAUGCGGGUAUGCCGAUACCGCACUAUUGAAGACGAGUACAGUUUGCCGGUUCAGAUGGAGCUGCAAAAUACGGCCGUCGGGUUUUAUAUCCUUCUUCGAGCUGUAGAUCGUUUUGCUGCAAACUAUAACAAUUUCCCUGGACAAUUUGAUGGUGGAAUGGAUGAGGAUAUUUUUAGACUGAAAACAACAGCUGAGGACCUUAUUAGCGAGAUAUGCCGUUAUGGUGCCUCAGAGCUUCAUGCGGUGGCCGCCUUUAUAGGAGGAAUAGCAUCACAGGAAGUGAUCAAGCUAAUAACAAAACAAUUUGUUCCAUUGAGCGGGACUUUUAUCUUCAAUGGUGUUGAUCACAAGUCGCAGUUAUUACUUUAGGCUGAACUGGCAACUGGUACGUAUUUUGUCUAUAAUGUGAAUCAACUAUGCCAGUUGUUUUGACCCUUUAGCUAUUUUCGGUUUGGUAGAUCGAGCUUUCUGUAAUGUGAAUAAAUUAUGCCUUUUUUUUUUUUUGACCCUUUAGAAACAUUUUCACUUCGGCAGAUUGAACUUUCUGUUAGGGCACUUCAAACAGGUUCACUUCAAACAGGUUCUUGAUGAAACUUUUUCAUGCAACUGAUCUAACCUCCCAAAUGAUUUUUGAACACACAAUGAUAAGGUGAACUUAUUAAAUUGGAGGUCCUGAUAUAUAUAAGGAAUGAGCAUCAAUGAUAAGCGUCUUUUAUUCAGAAUCGAUAGUUGCCUGUUUAUACAGAGGAUCUUGAAAAUGUUAUAUCUACAGCCCUCAAUUGUAUGUUUAGAAGAAGCUUAAUGAUGAGAGGUAUAUAUACUCUUCAUGCGUUGCAAUUGUUCAUAUUUUGGCAAUGAAAUGAAUGAUGGCUGGUUUUGCUUUCUAGUUAGUGUUGCAUGUUUGUUUCUUUGCAAGAACUGUCAAGUAAAAAUGGUCUCCUAUGCCUCUUUCAUAUUCCAUUUGGAAUUCAUUUCGUACAACGAAUGUCACAUGUAC